AUGGGAGAUCAUGUGACAGAAUUUAACAGAAUCCUAGACUACAAGGAUAUGUUACUCCAAACAAAUCCUGGUAGCACUUGUGUUGUGAAGCUUAAAGAUUCAGAAUCAAGAAAUGGGAUGAAACAAUUUCAGUCUUUUUAUAUUUGUUUUGAUGCUAUGAAAAAAGGUUUUCAACAAGGAUGCAGAAGAUGUAUAGGGAUGGAUGGGUGUUUUCUAAAGGGAAUUUGUAGGGGUCAAUUUUUGGUAGCUGUUGCUAAAGAUGCAAACAACCAAAUGUAUCCAAUAGCAUGGGCAGUAAUUGAUACUGAAAGCAAGUUGAUAUGGAAAUGGUUCAUGACCAUUCUGAAAGAUGAUCUUAAUCUAGGAAGUGGUUCCCAGCUAACUAUAAUUAGUGAUAUGCAAAAGGUACUAAUAGCUGGUGUAGAUGAAUUAUUUCCAGAAUGUGAGCACAGAAUGUGUGCUAGACACAUAUUAGCAAAUUGGUCACAAAACUUCAGAGGCUUAGAGAGAAGGAAGAAAUUUUGGGCUUGUGCUAGAUCAACAUUUGAGGCACAAUUUAAGUACAAUAUAAAUGCCCUGUCCAAGCUGGGAAUAGGUAUUGUUGAAUCCCUUAUCAAAUACAACAAGGAGACAUGUUGCAAAGCUUUUAUUCAAACAUUUUCAAAGUGUGAUAGUAUAGAUAACAACAUGGCAGAGAGUUUCAAUUCUUGGAUCUUUGGACCUAGGAACAACACCAUUGUAACUAUGUUGGAAGAAAUUAGAGUUAAGUGCAACAUUGAAUGGAAUGGUGAUGUUGGAUUUGAAGUGUUAGAAGGGGUAUACAACCAUACUGUGAACUUGGGUCAAAAAAAAUGUAGUUGCAGAUCAUGGGAAUUAAAAGGUAUUCCAUGUGCACAUGGUAUAGCAGCAAUGAACCACUUGAACAUGGAUGCAUCACAAGCAAUAUCUAGUUGGUAUAGAAAAGACACAUAUAUGAAGACAUAUUCUCAUUUCAUUCAACCAGUCCCAAACAUGGAAAUGUGGCCUGAAAGCAGAAACCCAAUGACUGAACCACCUGAGGCAAGACAAAUGCCUGGUAGGCCACCAAAGAACAGAAAAAGAGAAAUUGGUGAAGUGAGAAAAGCUGGAAAGUUGCCAAGAAUGGGGACAGUAAUGACAUGUUUACUUUGCAAAGGACCAAAUCAUAACAAGAGAAAUAGUCCAAAAAAUCCUAAACCUAAGUCUACACCAACACCCACUCAAGAGUUGAUAUUGCAGCAAGGAUUGUCUAGAAGAAGGAGGGUUAAUUCUGGUGUGGUGAAUUAUGCACAUGUGACAGGUGAUAUUGGUUUUAAACCUACCAAGGGACUGAAGUGGAAAGGCAAACAGGCCAUGACUCAAAGAGAACUUCAAGUCGAAAGUGUUAUGCGUCGCAUUCAAACCAGAUCAAAAGCUGAUGGCAUUCAAACAAGGUCACAAGCCAAAGGAAAAUCACUCUCAAAGAAAACUUCUUAG
This is a messenger RNA of Solanum pennellii, 1494 nucleotides long. RefSeq lists its product as uncharacterized. Bases 1 to 1494 code for a protein of 497 amino acids. Gene Ontology annotation, molecular function: zinc ion binding. Lineage: Eukaryota; Viridiplantae; Streptophyta; Magnoliopsida; Solanales; Solanaceae. The record is from RefSeq and is a predicted model, not a curated record. The transcript has 4 exons.